GGCCCCGCCCGCGGCGCUCCGCUCCGCUCCGACCCGCGGGGUCCCGGCGCCAGGUGAGGGGCGGGGAGAGCCGCGCCGCGGGCCGGGCGCGCCCGGAGGGGAGAGGCGAAGGGCGGGCGGCGCGGCACAGCGGGCGGGAAGAGCCGGAGCUCGGGCGGCCGUGACAGCGCAGCGCGGGCCCCGCUGUGACCUUUCGGCCGCGCGCUGCCGGCGCCGGGCGGCGGAGCGGGGCUGAGCGCUGCGGUUCGGGGCGGUGCGGGCAGCUCCCGCCGCGCCGCGAGGUUGAGGCGGGAGAGAGCCGGCGGGACUCGGGCCCGCUUUCCCCCCCCCCCCCCCCCCCUUUCCUUCCCCUCCCGGCAGCAUUGUCCUUUAGGGGCCUAUUGAAGGCAAAAGGCGGACAGAAAGGCUCGGGCUGCCGCCGGCGGGGGGCGGGGCUCGGCUGACGGCGGAGUGACGGCAGCCGCGUCCUAUGGCCGCGCGGGGCGGGCCCGGCAGGGCCGCAGCCGCUGGCGGGCGGCGGGCGGGGCGGGGGCCAAGGUUUGCCGAAGGUUACGGCUGAAUGCAGAGGCGGCGCGGCCGAGCCCCGUAGCCGCCGGAGCGGAGCCGGCUUCCCAGGGGUUCGCUGGGCGAAGCGCGGCUGAGCGCGGCCGUCCUCCGAAACUUUGAGAGAAGUGGGAGUGCGGCGCGCUCCCCCGUUUUGUCUUUGUUUUAAUCGCUCGUUGCGGUACCUGGCGCUCAUCUGAAGGGUGAGGACGGUGCGGUUUGUCCUCUUAGGAGAAGGCAUUCCUGCGUUCCCGUGCUUUUUGUGUGUCGGGUUGUAGCUGAUAGGACUGGCCCCGAGGACACUGCGGUGCGAGCAGCAGGUUUUCCUGCCAGCCCUUCGAAGUGCCGUGCUUCAUGUCCUUCUUUCGCACGCACGACUUCAGUAUCGCUGUGAUGAAGAGGAGAUUGCAGAUGAAAUUGGGUGUCCCAGCUGUCAGAAGUGAGCUCGCGGUGAUUCAGUGGAUAAUUACAUGAAGCAAACUAUUUCACCGCAGCACCCGAACCCGAGCAGUGCAGGCUGUUUGUGGUCCCUGCCCAUCUGAAAUGGCCUCUCUUUAUUUUAUUGCUGAAGACAAAAAUAUGCCGUAUAAAAGCAAAUGACAUGUAACUUGAUCGUUACUUGACGUGUAACUCUACGGAUUUGAUUUUGUGCUAAUCCUCCAUCUGCUGCUCCUUGUCAGUAUGGAUGUGCUAAAAUGGUCGUGUACAACCCUUCCCUUGCAAUUAAUAAAGUAUGUUGCGUAUGUAUCAAAAUCCCCAAUCUCCAGCAUAGAGAUGUAAGAGAGGAAGUAGGUAACGUGAAUGAAGACCAGCAGUACCUUGUGCAUUUGUAAUGUCCUUCACGUUCCAAGAAUUUUAGGGGAAAUCCUGCUUUGAACUCUCAAUGGAAAACCUCAGCAGUUGCUGUCCCUGCCACGUUGUGUGUAGCAGGUGUUCCCAUGCUGACAGCAAUGGAACUUAAUCUCAGUUUGUCUGUUUUGUGCACCAUUGGAGGUAAUGAUUCUUCCAGACUGCAGGUUCUGCAGAUUGGCAUUAGCUACACGACCCCAUAGCCCUUCUGCUCAUCGGCAGGUGAAUCAGAAGGAAGGGGAGAACAGAUUGAUAUGUGACCCCAGAGGAAAGAUAGGAGGCCUUGAACAUCUGUUACCUUAAUAUGCUGAUUCCAUAGCCUGCACUCCCCACUGCUUUUCCUCUUGUUGCUAUUCAUUGCUUUUCCGAGUAAGAGAAAUUCCAUAGGAGUAAAAUGAUGUCAGCAUUUUCCUUUGCUGCUUUGCUGUGCAUCCUAGCAGGAAGAGGGACAGAGUGGGAUCUGGGUACUGCUUAUAACUUAGUGUCAGCUUCCCUGCUUGUCCUUCCUGAGCACCUUGUUUUUAGGUGAAUGGGGGUGGGAAGGAAGCCAAGAGGUUGGUUUUAUAAUGGGUGCUGGUGAAUCUUCUGUGAAAUUUUACUGAUUUUUAGGAAUAGUACCACAGAGCCCCAAUAGGAUUCCUAGCUAUUUAGUUCAAACUGAGCAAAAUCAUCUCCCACUUUGGACUCUGCUUAAAGAAGCAUACAAAAACGCAUAAUGAUGAGUAUUGAAAGUGGUAUAUGUUAAAUAUUGCCUCUAAACCCAUCUAAAUGGUAAUAUAUUCAAAUAUAUAAUUCCGGGCCUUUCUGUAGAUGGUGUGAGAAAAAGACCCCCAUUUCCAUUUAUUCCUUUGUAGCUUGCUGCUUUUUUUUUUUUAUUUUGCCUUUUUUCCAUCAGACAUACAUUGAUAGCACAUCUUUCAUACUUGUCUGAUGGAAUGCUAACUUGAAGCCCCUAAAAUUAUGCAAUGGUAAUAACAACUAAUGGCCAAUAGUAGGUAAUAACUUAUUAAUGUGAGGUGGUGAGUAAUAACGUAUGGUGAAGCAGAGUGUGAUGAGGGCAGCAGCACUUGGAAUUCCUGUAGGCUGAGAGGUAGCAGGGACUGUUGCAGUCAUCUGCACUGCUGGGGGGGGCUUGGAACACUAAUGGGAUCCUGGGAGCUCUUUCAUAUGCUCUUUUUAUUGGGAUUGUGUCUUCUUUGUUGUGGGACAGAGAUUGGAGUCGUACAGUUCAGCUCAGGAGCAGUGCCAGGCUCAUUGGUUGUUUGUGAACAUUGGGAUAGAAAUUGUCUUGUAGUUGUUUGUCCAAGAUAUUUUCUCAGCAAUUUCGUGAUGCAAAAUAAACACGUUCAAAUGAAUGUUAGAAUGCUCAGUUGCACUUAAGUAUAUAGUUAAAGAGAAAAUUGGCUACUGUGAGGGAAAAGUGUGUUUUCUAAUUUGGAAGUCAUUUACCAACCUCUCGUUAGGCAGAAAUAUCAGGUAACUGUGGGACUUGUGGAGUGUUUACUAGGAAGAGAUCUAUACCGGCAGUUACCUCUUCUGGUACUGGAUGGGCUGUGGUACUUUCCCAGCUGCUGGUUGGGCACGUUUGUAGUGGAUGCUGAGUGACGGAAUGUGUGUUUUAUCAUCAGGCUUUUUUCAGUGGCUUUCAGUGGAAAGGUUCUCCUUUCACAAAGUUCUCACUAAAAGCUCCUUCUCUAGCUGUAUUGUAACUUACAAAAGCAUUGUAGUUUUUGAUCUGCUAUUUCCUUUAUAACUUCACGUGCAGUUAUCUGGGCUUAAUGACAGGAGUGUUCUUAUUCUGCAUGGAUUCUGCUCAUAACUCAGCUGCUGCAUGGCUGCUUUGGCACCUGUCCUUCCAGGAGUUCUCCUCCUCAGUCAAUAGUGUGGGAAUUUACAUUUGAAUUCAGUUUUUAAAAUUUCCUUUUUUUUUUGCCGUUGAAUGUAAAGGCAUUUAAAUUCGUUUUACUGUUGUGAUACUGUAUGUGGUAGGUUAAUUAUGUAAGCGUACUCUGUAUGCAGACUCACUGUAAUAAAUGUAAUUUUCAGUGUAAUUUGGAAAUGAUUGCAUUGCUCAUUCCAGUGAUGUACUGGCGUGAGGAGGGAGUUUCAAAUCCACAGUCGAUGCCAACUUUGCUCAUGUCUGUAACUUUUUGGGCCUUAUUCUAGAGAGGAUCACAGGUGGAAAAUUUGUACUCUAAAGAAAAAUAAAAUCCUCCUCCCCCCCCAACACCUUAUAAAUUGUAAUGGGGAUAAGAUGUGAAUGUUGUUUUAUGUGAAAGGAGCAAAGGAAGGUGGUCCAGCAGCUGAGCCCUGGGCUGAGUCUGAAGAGACCCGCCUGCUCUGUCAGCUGCGUCACGGCGUGGAUGGAAGCACAGCGUGCCGUUUGGCUGUGCGGUUAUGCUAUUCAUAUAUGAUUAAACUGCGUGUGGGUUGUUUUGGUGGUGGUUUUUGAGAUUUGGUUAGAGCAGCGAGCUUGGUUGCAGAAGAAUUCCAAAGAGAACUGUAGUUGUGUUGCAGGAAAGAUUUUGUGUCCUGUUAAAGGAAGUCUGGAGAUAAGAGUGAGAGAUCAGGGGCUCGCUGAAGGCAGGGGAAAUAAAGCACGCUUUCAUAAAACUCUGUCGUUUUAGCAUCAGAACAGCAGAGCUCAGCUGCAAGAUACACACUGUAGGGUUAUUCCAGGUAAUGUUAGCACAGCCAAGAUUUGGAUCGAGAUAAUCUUUAACAGCAAAGUGGAGAAACAUACCAAAACAUACACAGAGUGAUUAAAGACUUUUUUUUUGAUGUGUCACAUAUGCUUUUUAAGAACAUAGUUUUGUUAGCCUAAAGGGAAGAGGCUGCUGGAAGCAUUGCUAAUGAAGAAAUGGGUAGUGCAUGUUGCUGCUACUGAGUGAGUAAUUAAUUCUCACUAAAUCCUUGUGACACCGCAGUGAGUUAUUACAAACUUGAAACAAACGUGAGGGCUCCGGCUGAGUGGGAGCACAGCGCUGUGUGCUGAGCUGGGGGAGCUGGAGGAUGUUGGCAGGAAUGGGGCGGGCUUCCAGCGACUUGUCUGACUGCUAGCUUUGCUGAGGAAGCUGAAGGAAUGACUUGUGCUUUUUCAUGGUAUUUUAGUUCAGCUGCCUGAAGAUUUUGAGCUAGCGACUGUUACUAAUUAGCUAAAGGUUGCUGUUCAGUUACUUCCUAUUCUCCUGCCUCUGUCUUCUGGGUUAGAAGUUCACUGCCGUGUAGUUGCGUUGAGCAGUGAAGCACAGCUCACUGCAGGAGUUCUGGGUUUUGUUUUGUCAGAGUUUCCAUAACCGCUUUACUGGGAGUCAUGUUGAGUUGUGUGGGGUCGCACAGGAGUUGUGAAGUGAUUCUGUAAGUCUAGCUAUUAGUUUAUUAUCUUUUCAUAUUUAUGAAGCUCUGUUUCUUCUUACCAGCUUCUUUGAACAGCAUAUCUUAUCAGCUGGAGAGAAACCUCAGAGUUCCAGUUUUCAGCAACUUCGUUCUUGAGUUGUGAAGGAAAUAACUUGGGUAACAGUCCCAUAACUUCCUGGAAGAGAAGUAGCGUAGUGCUGACCUGCUCUUUUUGUGAGAGUUCUUCUGCAGUGAUAGUUGAACACCUGGCAUCUUAGUCAGUUCGAUCUCCAGCUAUCAUUUGAAGUAGCAAAUACCUGAUUUCUAAAAGCGAUAUUAACCUGUCCUAUCCGCUUAGUUUGUACGCUUUUAUUUUCAAUAAUAAUUUUCAUUUAAUGAAGAGAUACUGAAAAGACUGUGUGGUCAUACAAAUCUGUUUGUCUUUUAAACCCUUCAUGGGGCUAUUUUUAAGCUUUUCAAAAGGGUAGCAACUGACCAUUUGAGUCACAGGCCCACUAUAGAAAACCUCAGCCAAAUACAGAAAACUUCAAUACGAAGCAUUCAGGGAAGAGCCACAUACAUGUUAAUGAAAUAGAAUGUAUAGUGUGGCCAUUUACUGCGGAGGAAUUUAUAUAUAGCCAAAUGAUUAACUUUAAAAGUAUAAAUAGCUGGAGAAAUGCCUUUACCUUUAAAUGGACAGUAAUUAUUGCAUGUCUGGAAUACAGAAUUAAUUCUCCUUUCCACUCCUGAGCUGAAAGAUGCAAAGUAUGCCCAAGAAUAAAUUUUGUAUUAGUUGAAUUAAAUGCUGUACAGUUGCACAAAUAGUGGCUGCGGGCUACUUAAUGCCGCAGUGGUGUUCUGACUGAUGGGAAGGGCAACUUAGUGUUUUAUCCUGGUGAUCCCUUUAGCUGCCAGUGCUGCAGGAGGCAGGGAGCGCCUGUCCGUGCUGGCACUGAGGCUGUUACACUGCAGGUAAGGCUGUUUCAGGGCUUGGUGCUUAGACCUGCAAGCCGUUACCCUGCUCUUUGGAGGGGGGGGGGGCGAGCUGCCCACAGAGGGUGUGGAGUCUCCUUCUCUAGAGAUAUUCAAAACCCACCUGGAUGCUUUCCUUGUACUGAAGGGACCCUGCUUGUCAGGGGCAUUGGACUAGAUGAUCUCCAGAGGCUCCUUCCAACCCCUACAGUCUGUCGUUCUGCGGGGAGAGUGCUGACAAGGAGCUGUUGUAACAGAGAGCUCAAGCUGCUCCAGAAGUUGGGCAAAUGCAAGGCAUCAGGAAGGCAGGAAGCAGAGUGAUCCAACAGUAGAUCCUCUAUCUGAUCUUGCCCCUAUUUGACUGUGUCCUCCCUCUUUAAAUUUUAAAGCCCUGCCUGUGUUUUAGCUGGGAGAAAAAUUAGUAAAUCUACUGGGAUGCAAGUAGCUUGAAGAUACCAUAUACCACAAGUCCUGAAGAUAAAUGUCCCAGUGAGCUUAGAGCAUGUGUGUUCUUUGUGAUCUUUGCUAUGUUUGGUUUUUAUUAAUGUCUUCUGUUCUCUUUUCCUAAGAAAGAGUUGCUGAAGAAUGGUGAUUGAUGGUAAUCAAUGGCAUGCCGUCUGUUGCUUUUGUGUGUGUAUGUAGGAAAGGAUACAGCUUCUGAUAAAUUGUCUCUGUAAAAAAUCCUCAUGGGACUGAAUAAAAACGAUGGAUGAGGUCUCUGUGAAGUUAGAGCCAGAGAGGGCUCUCACAGCUCCUCUCAGGCCCCCUAGCGAUCCAUCCAAGUAUUCCCUUUGUGUAACGGGUGUGAGAGGGCGAGAUGUUCAUUGCUGACUUAGCUCUGGUAUGCUGAUAGGAUCUGCAGCUUCAGAUUGAAACACUUAAAUCAUACUGACAUCUUCAUUGGCAGAAAGAAAUGAAACAGAACAGUCUGAAACUUGAUGGUGGUGUGAUACCAAAAUUAUAGCGAUGUCUGGGGAGUUACUGUGAAGUAUGACUUGAGGCACUGUCUGCUUUUUGGAGGCAUACUUUUAUACCUUCUUCUGAAUUAGCACCCAGUGUUUCUCUUGGAUUUGCCACGCUUGGCUGAUCCACAGUGUUCCAGGCCAGUAGUAGUGCAGCACUUCCCUCUGCGUCAUCAGGACGUACAGCAAACCAGAAUUUGUUGUCUCCAGGCUGCUGUUGCUCUGAUCUGCUUGUUUUAAAGCCAAGUCUGCUGAGUUACGAUGACAUUUCCUCUCCUACACCUGCUGUGGAGACUUUGGGACAACAAAAAUUGGUGGCUUAUUUGCAUUUGUUGAAGACUGACCCACCAAAAGUGACUUUUCCAUUUAGAACAAACUGAUUCUUAAGUUCACUUUUAAUGUGGAAAAUAGUUUAAUUCCUUCCUCUGCCGUCAGACACUGAGUUGUAUUUCAGAGCUUAUUAAAAAUUCUGAUUUCUGAGUUAGGUGAUGUGUGCACGUUUUGCUGUUUUUCUGUUAGGAUUUUAAAACUCUUGUAGUCUUGUUUAAACAAGUACCAAUGAGUUCAAGCACCAGCUUUAGGUAAGCUUUAAGGUUAGUGCCAAAUUCAGUCCUGGACAGUAACAAAUUAAACGGGGGAAAAUGGGCAUUGUCACAACGGUGUACCUCCAUCGCUGUUGUGAAUAGAAUCAUUAGGAUUGCAUUGGUAGGUGGAUAACCCUGUUUGGACAAAUUCUUCCUGGAACAAUGCAAAUGUUUCUGUUGUUAAUGACAGCUGGGCAUUUGAAAUCAGUGAAGCGGUGGUUUCGGUCUUGUAGGUUCAGAACAUCUGUAAAUAUCUUCUGGUUUGUUAAAUCUGAUCUCCGUGUGAAGGUGUUUUCAGAAGUUGUGAGGAGUACUGAAGUGUUGGAGAUAGGACAGUUUGGGCAGCUUACAGUUACGCGGUCCCUAAGCUUGUCUGGUACAGCCGCACAACCAAAGCGUGCUUCAGAAAUUGUUUUAUUUGUCGAGUGUGUGAGUUCUGUCUGAAUUGCUCUGGACUCCCCUAAGUUUGUGGACAUGAAAACAGUGCUGCUAAAUGAAGUGCCUGCUUUUGGGUCUUCUUUAUGUCUCUUGAUGUUGAAUCUUGAUUUUCCCGAAACAGUUUCCUGAGUGAUGCUAUAAAAUAAUCCCAUCUUGAAGAUCAAAUUUGCUCACUAAAUAAUUAAGACAACUGUUGAAACAGGUUUUGCAAAACUUGUCGACUGGUAGAGCUCCUGAAAGUCCUAUUAUAUGAAGAACCACUUCCCAUCUGUCCACCAUCUAGAGACACUUUUUGCAAGUCUGUUGUACAUAAUAAGAACACUUCCGAAGGAGUCGUCUUGUAAAGCCACUUUCAGAUCUCCUUGUACCUCUGUAAAGUGAUGGAGUUUUGAUGUGUAGUGGACACAGUGUGCUGUGACUGUUCUUCACAGUACUCACAGCUUUUGCUGCUAGGUCAUGCUUUUCUCUCUUGCUUUUUUCAAACUUAGGUACUGGAGGUUUUUCACCUUAUGUUACAUGAUCAUUUUGAGGAAGCAGAGAAUAUUCUGGUGACUGAGAACACUGGGAUCUUGGAUAUGCAGCUGAACCUAGUGCAGGUGCAUCGCCUGCUGCUGCUACUUCCCAUUAGUAAUUGCUCCCCAGAGCUCACUUUUUGCUUUGCUCUUUGGCAGGAUUGGUGUUCUGACAUACUGUAACAAAGUCCAUGUAUGUUAAUAACGUGCAGCUCUGUGAGCUGAUCAGCUAAUUGAACUCCUCCAGCUACUUUUUUUUUUUCCUGAGUGUUGUUCUUGUAUUAUGGUGAACAUGAAUGUUUUAUGAGAACAACUGUACUGCUUCAGACAAAGGCUUUGUCAAAUCCAGUACUUGUCUGCAUCAGCAUCUGUAAGUGAGCUGUUACAGAGGAACUGGGAAAGUACAUGUGAUACUUCUCCCAAAUUGCCCCCAGCCCCUCACUGUUUUCUGCCUAGGGGAUUUCCUUAGCCUGAUGUGUUUUGCCUUGUUGGAAACUUUCAAAGGAUCUCUCCUGUUCAAUUGCUUUUGAAGCUCAUCUGAAAAAAAAAUAUAUAUGUAUAUAUUCUGUAUCUUCAGUAUCUUUUGACAAGGAAUUCCUGAUCCCUGUUUUAUAAAGCUUUGUAUGUAGCUCAUGUUAACCAAAAACAAGCACAAAACCAAACAACGGUGCAUUGAGCAAUCCCUGUCCAUGAAGAGGCACGUCUGUUUUGAUAUUACAGGACCAAAGUUCUGUGCAGCUGUUGCAGAUAACACCCAGUGGGCAGCUAACAGCACGCAGCCGCUCACUCGCUUUCCCCCAGCAGGGUGGGGAAGAGGAUCAGAAUGGUAAAGCAAAAGCUGCAUGUGAAAGCAAAGCAAAAUAGUUUGCAACUUCCCACUGAAAAUGUGUGUCUCUCUGCCAUCUUUCCCCCAGCUUUUACUGCUGGGAACAACAUGUGGUAUGAGACAUCCCUGCAGCCAGCUGUGGCCAGCUGCCUUGGCCGUGUCCCUCCCAUCCUUUUUGCUGUCCUGUUCUCCUUGCUGGCAUGGCAGCCUGAGAAAGGGGAGGCAUUGACACGGUGUGAACACUGCUUGGUGAUAGCUUGGGCAUCCCUGUGUUAUCAAAUCUGGUUUGGUUGCAAAGCCAAAGCGCAGCAGGACAUGUUCUGCUCUGAAGAAAAAUAGUUCUAUCCAAUGCAAUCUUCACCCCACACUCUAUUCACACUACCCAAGGUGCUCUCAUUAAUCACCACCCCUCUUCCAACCUUUAAUUUAUACACAGAUGUUCCCUUUGUCUGUGGACUGCCCCUGUACAAUGUCCAUGAAGUGUCAGUGGAGUUCAUACAGCUCCUGGCUUGGCUUCUGCCUGUGUGUGGCAGUUAUUCAGAGCAGGAGGGCAGUGUGCUGCAUGGAUUUUAGGGCAGUGGAGGCAGCUCAUGUCAGGGCACUGCUGCACUGGCGCUGCUGCAUUUGGUGUUCAUCCUCCAUCAGUUUGGGUGGUUUCUGCCCUGGAAUCCCAGUAAGGAGCAGCUCAAAUCACAGAUUAUAAUUAAAGGUAUAUCCAUUAUGGCACUGUAUGCGUGUACAAUGAAACAGAUAACUUUGGGUUAGUCCUGCGGUUUGCUCUUUUGAUUGCUGCAGAGUCUAAGCUUGCAGUUUCAUGAAAUUGCUAACAUACUGCUUAGAAACUAGAUCCUGGGAUCAGCAGUGAGCUUUAGAACUCAUUGUUUUAUAUGAGGAACUUAGUAUUAAUAGCACAAAAUUACUAUUCCUGCCCUGUCUCAUUUCCAGUUUCUCUACACUGAAUUUUGUUUGCCUUUUCAUUGCUCAGUCACUUUGUUUUGUAAGCAUCUCCUGCAUUUUUUGAUUACUCUGUUCAGUGUCCCUGCUAGCUUGCUGUAAUUCAUUAGCUUCAGCACUAUGUCAUGUAUCCCACCUUCCAGGUCACUUAUGUGUUUGUUAAGUGAUAGAGGUCCUACAGAACUGUGCUCAUGACUUUCCCUGUGUUUUGGUUGUAUCUGUACUCUUAUUAUUUGCCAAGAAUCAUAGAAUGGCCUGGGUUGAAAAGGACCUCAAGGAUCAUCUAGUUUCAACCCCCCUGUUACGUGCAGGGUCACCAACCACUGGACCAGGCAGCCUGUUCCAGUGCGUCACCACCAUCUGAGUGAAGAAAAUGAGGCUUACAGGGUAGCUCUUGAAUUCUUUGAGUAAUUCCAUUAAGCUUUGAUGCCAGAUUAGCAGCUUCAGGUUUUCCUUUGGAUAAGCAUUAUUAAAAUAAGCAAGCAGAUUUUUCAAGAGAAGCAUCCCACAGUGACAGCCCCACGCUGUGUUCUGUCUCAGGUGGGUUCCCUCUUGGCUGAGUUACUGUAGAACCAGAGCAUAACAGCAGCAUGGGUAGACAUCAGACAACUGUAAAAUAUCAAUCUAUUGGAAACAAGCUUGUACGGCCCUUGCACAUCUGAUAAUGCUUCUUAAAAAGAGAAAAUCUGUGUCUAUUGGGAAGUUAAUUCACAGUGCUGCUUGUACGCUUCUUCCUUAAAGUGCUCCUUGCUUUGAUUCCUGACAGAUGUUUUAAUCUGUGUUUGCUAUAAUACAGCAAUGCUUCUGAAGCUCUGUGGCAGGAAUGGACUGAAAUGGAGUGGACGCAGAGGUUUGUUUGCAAUGCAGACAUGAUCAAUUUUUUUUUUGUUUUCCUGUAUUCAGUGCCUUAGUCAUGAGUCAAAUCUCUGCUCUGCUGUUCGUUGUACAACAACACCAAACAUCACCAACACAUGAAAAGAUUGUUCCUGCUCUGAGAACUAUAGGGCCAAAUUUCUUUGGCCGUCAAGGAAUGUGAUUAAAAAACAACUUCUUCUGAAUUCACAUGUCUUUUAAGUGCCAUGUGAAAUUUAUUAAGGACACAGAUGCCAUUGUUCUCUGCAGUCUAAAUAGGCUUUGUUCCGGGGCUGUGACAGUGCCCUCCCCACUGUGUGGCCCAUUGGUUUGCAUAUUAAGGAUUUGUUGAGGCUUUUCACUGAAAGAAGCAAAACAAAUAGUGGUAAAAUUGCUGAUUUUUCCAUAAUGCGUAAGAGAAAUUUUGGACUUUUAUUGCCAUCUGUGACUGUGCUUUUGAUCCUCAGUUUUCUGGGGGGGACCAAAAGAUACUAAUAUGAAUACUUUUUAUGUUACUGACCACACACAAUAACAUUUUCACUUCUGAUUUACAGUAAACAGGAUUCACUGGUUUUUGCUCCAUGCAGUUGUCAUGGAGAGGGGAGAUUGCUUGUUUGUUUUUAAUAAAACAACUCCGCAUAGAAGUGCUACUUCUAAAAGGUGUCCUGGCUAAAAAUGUGUGGACUUCUAUAUCCACAUUUAUAAGCAGUAAGAAUGCUGUGAUUGCUUUUUCAUGCAUUGAGAAAUUGUCUUAAGUCAUCAAAGAUUGUAGCAAAAAAGGCCCACACCUUUAGGAAAUGAGAACUUUUAAUUGUAAACUAUGUAAUAUCCCGACAUAUUUUACAGAAUAUUGGUGGAAAUGUUGUAUGAAACAGCACUGAAGACAACUGCUGUGUGACUGUGUUUCUUCCAGUUGUUAACAUACAGUGUUAGGCAGAAUGGUGCAUUGGAAGCACAGAUGCAGUGGUUAUCCCUUCUGGGAAUGGAAGGAAUGAAAUAGAUGGCAUCUGUAGCUUUAUGGAGGAACGUGCUUCUCUGCAGUAGGUGUACAGUAGUGUGUAAAGAGCAACUUGGUGGCUUGGGAGCCUUUAUUUGCAGAUCAUGCAAAGAAAUAAUUAUUAGCUUCCAAUUUCCUUCAAUAUAUAGAUCCUCUAAUUUUUGCUCCUUUGGAGUGUAGACUCCUAUGUUGUGAAUUUAAGCCUGCAGACAGCUUGAUUGCUUUUUGAGUUACCUUUUGAUAGUCUACAAGAAGCAGUCUGUUGUGCUUUAGUUUACCUACGAGGACAGUAAGAAAGGAUGUGGUUGGUGGUUGUUUUUUUUUAACUCGCCUAUUCCAAUGCUUUCUGCUGCUCUAAGUCUUGAUAUUGGGUAUAUCUGUAAGAAAUCAUGAAGUCUGUUUGCUUUUUUCAUGUAAAAAUAUUUGUUCAGAACCGUGUCAUGUGGACACAUAGUUUUCAUGUGCCUCUGGGUGCUGAUAAAACGUAGGUGUGGCAACCCUAGAUUAAUUCAAAGGGUUUUGUGGUUUGGCUUUGUUCACUUUUUUCCAAAAUUAGAAACAAUGAAAAAAGGUACUUUUCUUAAGUUCUUUAAAAAGCUUGUUUGUAUCAGAGGGAUUUACAGAGAAAAAAACUGACCCGGCACGAGCUUUCAGUCAGUUUGCUCUCUCUGCUGGUAGUCUGGUAAGAACGCUUACCCAUACUGGUGCUUUCUGGAUGGGUUUGUAUCAGUUUAAAUGAAGAGUGAUUUAAUUGCACCUUCCUUUUACUAUCUUCUUUGGUGAUCUUGGCAUACCUGUACUCUGUAAGCCUGCAGCCGUAUCUGUCACAAGAAGACAUUUGUGUGGUCCAAGACACGCUGAAUUAUCUCUAUGAGUUAGGUGUGACCAUAGCCAUACUCCAUUACACUGACAGGGAAGACUAAGGUGGUUUAAUCUUCAGAAAAGAUUUGCCAUGCAACAGCAGUGACAUACGGAGCUGGCGUGAACUGUUCCAGCUUCAGUUUCCAUACAACUGGGCCUCCUUCCUAUUUUUCACCAUAGAACACUGAAAACUGCUUUCCUGUAACUAUAUUCGAGCGUACUAAUAGUGAGUUGUUGUUUUUCACUAUUUUGGGUGAAAAGGAUGUCCAGUGAUUGUGGAGAGAAGUAUCUGUUACCAAGUAGCCUCAGUGGUAAAGUCGGAGUGUUUAUUUGCAUACUAUUGUAUCCUCUUGUCUUUAUAGGACACCUCGUAAUUUGACUGUAGUGCUUCUUAAUGGUCAUUGAUUAGUAUUACUAAAUCUGAAGGUUACUAGAAAGGAAAAAAUGUAGUUGGUUGUGGAGUAAGCAGAAAUUGUCUUGUAGGAAUUUCAUCUCAUGUUUUUGACUUUGGGAUUUGUAAUGAAUACAGUUUUCACAAACUAUUGAGAGAUGUGUGCGAUUUCUUAUUCGGAAAUUCUCACAAGGAGUGUCUGUCCAUCAUGUUUCAUAGCUGCAAAUGGAGAGUUCUUUCCAGCUUGGUAGUUAAAGUAACUAGCCUUGCUCUAAUUACUAAAGCUACGUAGUAGUCUCCUUGUUAAGAUUAGCUGUGACUAUUGUGAGGACAGAGAGGGUUUUUUUUAACAAGACAGUGUGAAAAAGAUAAUAGGAAGAGCUGAAAACUGAUUUGUCAAAGACUGUUAUCAUAGAAGUUGAGCUUCACAUCUUGCAGAAUGUCUUUUCUUUGAGUGACUUGUGUUAAUUUGGUAUGUAAAACCUCUGCGUAGUACUGGGAUAGGAAAAGACUCCUGUUUGUAUGGGAUUUUGUUCUCAAGAGUAAUGGAAAUACAUGCUUAGUGCUUCUUGUAAGGCAGCGUACUGGAGACUGUUGUAAAAUGUGAACUCGAAGACUUUGAGAGUUUUGUUUGGAUUUCCAGUUUUUGUGUUGUUUAUGUAUUUUAAAGAUACAGUGAAAUAAUAUUAAAAAGGGGAAUUUAAAUAUGAUAAUAAAAGUUUGACUAAAACAUCAUGGGAACAUCACUGCCACUUUGUCUUGUUUCUGAACUCCUCACUUUAACAAAAAAAAUGUGGAAGUGAAAUUUAGUUUUUCAGCAGUUAGGAGGAUAUGAACUGCUGAAGAGUUUGGACUUGUGAUUUUCAUUCAGAGUACAUCAGUCACAAUAUGCAACUUUACAUAAUCUCAUGAUGAAACGGCCUUUUGCAAAAUGUUUCUAUGUACUUUUCCUUCUGCUGUCAUAUGAGAGGCCACGUAAUAAAAACAUGCUACUGACAGAGCUUGAAUACUGAUGUGUUAUUUGCCUGCUGAAGUGAAGACUGCCAUUGGAGCAGUAGGGCAGCUUUAACUGUAGGGUAGGGCUUUGUCAACUCAGAUCAUGCUUUGGGUUCUUUUCCUGAUGAUGUUGCAAUUAAUUCAUUAAAAUUCUUGAGUAUACAGCUGUAUCUGAAUAGUAAUGCAAAGAAAGCUCCUAGAAGCUGUCGUCUUAAGUCAUAUAGACAUACAUCAAUAGCAAAGGCAUCUGUUCAUUUUGUUUGGCCACAAAACAUGCGCUCCCCACACAGCAUUGCUCAGGGUUAUAGUAAGGAAUGGCUGUUUGAGCGAGUUGGUCCUGUGCACCUUGCAGUAGGGUUGGGAUGAACCAGUUGAUACUGCUAGGUGCUUUCUUUGGUGCUUCCUUUCAGGGGAGGUAUAUUUCUUGCUUGGAUUUGAGCUUUGUUUUCUGCUGUCGAGCUGGAGAGGAGAAAACUUACACAGCUACCAGAUUGCUGUUUGGCUGAUUGGCGGGCUGGUCCAAAUGGCCUUUUUUGGACCUGCUUUGCUCUGGAUUAGAGGACAGAAAGACUGCAUGCAUGGGGCUUGCUUGUUCUGCACCUUACUUAUGCAUGAUUGGUUUGGCGUUGCAGGUGUUCUAAGUCUUAGGAUGAUUUGUCUAUUUUAGGAUAUGGUUUAGAGUGUAAGCUCACUAUGUUAAGAGUGGUGUAGUCAUCUGUGUGAGGAAGGUUAACUGUUGAUUAUUACACGAGUAGAUGAUGUUCUGCUCAGAUUUUUAUGUGGACAGGUUUUAGGUGAUAAAAUGCUGUGUUGGUCUGAGGCACGGCAAGAAGGGAAAUUAAAACAAAAAAUCACCAACAAAAACAACCAAACCUGACAAUAGCAACUAUUCAGCAAUAGGAUAUGCGAAGUAGUUCGUAGGUCUGGUGAAACUGCUGGCCAGAUUAAUUUUAUACAUUCAGUUUUUUAUGAACAGGACAGUUUUUUCUGCUAUAGAUGGAAGUCGCAGCAAAACAGUAGGAUUAUAUUAUCUUCUAGUGAUGCAAAAUGUGCAGUCAGUCUUAAUGUGAAUAAAUGUAAAUUUUUUUGAUUAAAAGAUCUCUUUUUGGCUGAUAGUAAAUAAAAUCUCCACCUUCUGUUAAAGUUAGGUCAGAUAUACGUUUCAAGCGAAGGGCUGGUGGUGAACUGCUUGAAAGAGUCUCUCUUCCUUCAUGAAAAAGUGAUUUUUCUGUCCUGCUGGGGACUUGCAUCUGGCCUCAAUGUGAAAUUAAGGUAGAAAAACACAUCUACAUAUGUGUUUGCUAUUAGGAUUUAGUUUAUUCACUGGUCAUGCCUGAAGAGUGAUGUUCGUCUCUAGACGGCUAACUGCCAGGAAAUAUAAAUGAUUGUCCUAGAAGUCAAGCCUCUCUCCUAUUUACUGGAGUGAAAAUCACCUCCAGAUAUCGACGGGAUAUCAACUACAGAAAAUGCUUCACGUUAUAAGGAUGCCAACCACCUAGAUUCAUGCGCCCUAUCUGUACAGUUGUUGUGGAUGGUUUGCCAUCAGAAAGCUCCUCAAGCUCUUAUCCAGGCCCUGUAUCUGUUUCUGAAAUGUCUCUGCUACAUGCUUUGGGUCCAGUGCAGACCUGGCUGGGACAAGAGCUAGAGAAGUGUGGCAUUGAUGCCAUGAUUUAUACUCGGUAUGUCCUCAGUCUUCUGCUGCAUGAUAGCUAUGACUACGACCUGCAGGAACAGGAGAAUGACAUCUUCCUGGGCUGGGAAAAAGGAGCUUACAAAAAAUGGGGAAAGAGUAAGAAAAAGUGUUCUGAUCUAACACUAGAGGAAAUGAAAAAACAGGCUGCUGUCCAGUGUCUUCGCUCUGCUUCUGAUGAAAGCUCUGGGAUUGAAACUUUAGUGGAGGAGCUUUGCUCCAAACUGAAAGACCUUCAGAGUAAGCAAGAGGAGAAGAUUCACAAAAAGUUAGAAGGCUCAUUGUCUCCUGAGGCUGAUUUAUCUCCCACAGCAAAGGAUCAAGUAGAAAUGUACUAUGAAGCAUUUCCUCCUCUAUCUGAAAAGCCAGUUUGCCUGCAGGAAAUUAUGACUGUAUGGAAUAAAUCCAAAGUAUGCUCUUACUCUAGCUCCUCAUCUUCAUCCACUGCUCCACCAACUAGCACAGAUACAUCUUCUCCAAAGGACUGCAAUAGUGAAAGUGAAGUAACUAAAGACAGAAGUAAUAAAGUACCUGCCGCUGUACACGAAAGAACCCAGCAGAAGAAAAGUAAAAAUGAGAAAGAAAACAAGUUUAGUAACAAUGCUGUUGAAGAUAAGCCUGUUUUGUAUAAAAAACAAGUCCGACAUAAGUCUGAGGGAAAGAUGCGUCCUCGCUCCUGGUCAUCUGGAUCCAGUGAGGCUGGCUCAAGUUCUAGUGGUAAUCAAGGUGAAUACAAGGCGUCGAUGAAAUGCAUUAAAGUAAGACACAAAACAAGAGAGGUUCGAAAUAAAAAAGGGCGUAAUGGGCAAAGCAGGCUUGCAGUGAAAUCUGGUGAAAAGGCCGAUAGAAAAGUCCACAGCGGAAGCAGUAGCAGCAGUAGCAGCGGGUCCGUCAAACAGCUGUGCAAAAGAGGUAAAAGGCCAUUAAAAGAAAUUGGAAGAAAAGAAGCUGGCGGUAAUGAUGGAAAAGAUUUGUACAUAGACAGCAGAAAUGAAAAGGAAUAUAAAGAAGAACCCUUGUGGUAUACUGGGCCGAUUACAGAGUACUUUGUUCCUCUUAGCAGAAAAAGCAAGCUGGAGACUACAUACCGCAACAGAGAAGAUAUAUGUGGCAUAACAUCAGAGGCUGUAGAAGAGUUGUCUGAAUCAGUGCAUGGUCUUUGUAUUAGCAACAAUAAUGUUCAUAAAACAUACCUCGCAGCAGGUACUUUCAUCGAUGGUCACUUUGUAGAAAUGCCUGCAGUUCUAAAUGAGGAUAUUGACCUCGCUGGGACCUCAGUUUGUUCUCAACCAGAGGACGACAAAUAUUUAGAUGAUGUUCAUCUGUCAGAACUAACACACUUCUAUGAAGUGGAUAUUGAUCAAUCCAUGUUGGAUCCUGGUGCCUCAGAUAUGAUGCAAGGGGAGAGUCGGAUUUUAAAUAUGAUUCGACAGAAGAGUAAAGAAAAAAAUGAUUUUGAGGCAGAAUGUUGCAUAGUGUUAGAUGGAAUGGAGUUGCAAGGGGAAAGUGCAAUAUGGACAGAUUCAACCAGCUCUGUUGGUGCUGAAGGGUGGUUCUUGCAAGACCUUAGUAAUUUAGCUCAAUUUUGGGAGUGCUGUUCAUCUUCUAGUUCUGGCGAUGCAGAUGGAGAAAGUUUUGGAGGAGAUUCUCCUAUCAGAUUCUCCCCCAUCUUAGACAGCACAAUGCUUAAUUCACAUAUGCUUGCUGGCAAUCAAGAGCUCUUUUCAGAUAUUAAUGAAGGGUCUGGUAUAAACUCUUGUUUUUCAGUGUUUGAAGUGCAAUGCAGUAACUCUGUUUUACCGUUUUCUUUUGAAACACUCAACUUGGGAAAUGAAAAUGCAGAUUCUAGUAGCACUGCUAAUAUUCUUGGGAAAACACAGUCUAGGUUGCUAAUAUGGACCAAAAAUAGUGCCUUCGAUGAAAAUGAACACUGUUCCAAUCUUUCAACAAGAACUUGUAGUCCAUGGUCACACUCAGAAGAAACACGUUCAGACAAUGAGACUUUAAAUAUUCCGUAUGAAGAAUCCACGCAAUUUAAUGCAGAAGAUAUUAAUUAUGUAGUUCCUAGAGUGUCUUCAGGUUAUGUAGAUGAAGAAAUUCUAGACUUUUUGCCAGAAGAAACCUGCCAGCAACAAGCUAGAACUUUAGGAGAAAUGCCCGCUUUGAUUUUCAAGAAAAAAUCUAAGCUAGAAUCUGUCUGUGGUAUUCAGCUAGAACAAAAAGCAGAAAGUAAAGACUUUGAAACUACACAGGGGUGUAGUGCAAGCAGUCCACAUGGAGAUGGCUACAGCUCAGGGGUUAUUAAAGAUAUUUGGACAAAUAUGCCAGACAGAAAUUCUGCAGCAAUGUUAGAAAUAGAAGGAAUAGAAGAUGAAUUGUUUUCAACUGAUGUAAAUAACUAUUGCUGCUGUUUGGAUACAGAAGCAAAAGUUGAAACCCUCCAGGAGCCCAAUAAAGCAGUGCAGAGAUCAGAGUAUCACCUUUGGGAAGGUCAAAAAGAGAAUUUAGAGAAGAGAGCGUUUGUCUCAAAUGAUUUAUCAAAAGUAGAUGGUGGUGACUAUACUACACCGUCGAAACCUUGGGAUGUUAACCAAGAUAAAGAAAACUCAUUUAUACUUGGUGGUGUGUAUGGGGAGCUGAAAACAUUUAAUAGUGAUGGAGAAUGGGCAGUGGUGCCACCUAGUCACUCAAAAGGGAGCUUAUUGCAAUGUGCAGCUUCUGAUGUAGUGACAAUUGCUGGUACAGAUGUUUUUAUGACUCCAGGUAAUAGCUUUGCCCCUGGUCAUAGGCAAUUAUGGAGGCCAUUUGUAUCAUUUGAACAGAGCGAUCAAUCAAAGAGUGGAGAUAAUGGAUUAAAUAAGGGUUUUUCUUUUAUCUUCCAUGAAGACUUACUGGGAGCUUGUGGUAACUUUCAAGUUGAAGAACCAGGGCUUGAAUACUCAUUCUCUUCCUUUGACCUGAACAAUCCAUUUUCUCAAGUUCUUCAUGUAGAGUGUUCAUUUGAGCCAGAAGGAAUUGCAUCUUUCAGCCCUAGUUUUAAACCUAAGUCAAUUCUGUGCUCUGAUUCAGACAGUGAGGUUUUACACCCCAGGAUAUGUGGUGUUGAUCGAACGCAAUACAGGGCUAUAAGGAUUUCUCCAAGGACUCACUUUCGCCCAAUUUCUGCAUCUGAACUUUCUCCAGGUGGUGGAAGUGAGUCAGAAUUUGAAUCAGAAAAGGAUGAGGGAAGUAUUGCUGUCCCUUCUCAAGUAGAUGUGUUUGAGGAUCCACAAGCAGAUCUCAAACCUCUGGAAGAAGAUGCAGAAAAAGAAGGGCAUUAUUAUGGAAAAUCAGAGCUCGAAUCUGGAAAAUUUCUUCCCAGAUUAAAAAAGUCUGGAAUGGAGAAGAGUGCACAAACAUCAUUGGAUUCCCAAGAAGAGUCCGCUGGGAUGUUACCAGUAGGAAACCAAGAUCCGUGUUUAGAAUGCAGUAUGAAAGAAUCCCUAGAUGGGAGGGUGAUGGAGAGCUCUAAAGUAAACUGCAGAAUAGUGGAGCCGCGAGAGGAGACUAGCAGGUUUUGCAGUUGUAAAGCAGGAUGCCAUUUCCCCAGUUAUGAAGAUAAUCCUGUUUCUUCAGGAGAGCUUGAAGAGUUUCCUGUAUUGAAUACUGAUCUGCAGAGAAUGAGUGGCAGCCAGGAAAAGCAGUGCUGGUGGGAAAAGGCGCUCUAUUCUCCCCUUUUUCCUGCGUCACAGUGUGAAGAGUGUUAUACAAAUGCCAAGGGAGAGAAUGGUGUGGGAGAAUUUGCAGAUGUAAAGGAAAUACCCAAUGAUGAUGAACAUCUUUUAGAUUUUAACAUGGUUUCUUCUGUUUAUGAAGCAAGGUGUGCAGAUGAUAUAAAUGCUGAGGCAAAACCAAACGGCUUCAGGAAGAAGAUCUACUCCAGUGACAGCUCCAGCUCUGAAGACACAGCUUCAGAAGGUGGCAGUGAAUGGGCUGAUCCGUGUGAGGAGGAGCUUUUUUCUCGAACUCAACUAUAAAAACUGCAGAGUAGGACGGAUGAUUUAAAAGUAACGUGAGGUGGAAAACUAUCCUUCUUGAGGGUCUGUAGCUCUAAAACAACAACUUGAGUUUCCUCUUCAGUUAAUGGAUUCAGAUGUGUAUUUAUCUUUCUCUUCUUGCUUAUUUUAUAGAUGAGGACACAGCUGUCCUGUUGAAGAUUUUUUUCACCCCCAAACUGUUAAAUUCUUGGCUAUUUGAACUAGACUAGAUUGUGUUGUUAAAUCAAGAAUGGAUGUGCAUGUGCUUGUCUUAGUAGUACCACUGCUUUUUUGCAUCUUAAUUGCAGUUAUUUUCAUUCGUAACUGUAGCCCUACCACUACUGCUAUCUUCUGAGCAUCGCAGUGUCUACAAGUACUUCUGCUAUUCAGAGACUUUAGCUUUUGGCACAUUAGGCUUUGUUCUUUAAGAACCGGGAGAUAAAUACUUAACACUGUAAUCUAUCAGUGCCUUUCUGAAUGCAGGAGAAAAGCAUGAAUGACUUGUCCGGUCUUCAUUCAGUAAAUCUCAUAACUUUGAAGUAGGAACAACAGGGUUGUGCUUUAGAGACUUACAGAAACUGUGUUUUCUAUCCUAUGAUUCCCUUUCUCCCCCCUCCCGCAAACCAACGCUGAGGUUACCAUGGUUUGUAUUUUUGCUAACUGGAGUAGCCAAGGAUUUUUUGUAGGUAUGGAGGCAAUGUGUUUUUUCUUUUUUCUUUUUUUUUUUUUUUGUCCUUUUUAGCAACUUGCCGACAUAGGGCAGUUUAAAAAGAAGUAACACCAAAAAUAAUAAACCACUGUGGUGAUGUGUGGAUCGUUUUGAAGUUUGUAACAAGUAAUGAGAAUGUUGUCUCGUUGCAAAUGAUGGCAUUCUUGUAACCUGCAAAAGCAUUCAAGACUGAAUUUGAGCCUGAAUGACUGAAACUAUCUAAAAUGCUCAGUGUGUUCAGUGUUUUAAAUGCAAAGGGUCAGUGCUUCACUUGAGAGAAAUCCUGUGGCUGCUGCAGUUAGCUGCUGUUGUGGCUGUAAUUUAGUAAAUCUCGUAGUUCAUUUUGUGUUUCUGAGAGAAUGUGUGGGGCAAGUUACGUGUGUGGUGGGUGGGGGUAGGGAAAGUGAUGAUUUACAACAUACAUGUGUGAUUGCAGUAGUGACUGUUGCUUUAUGUGACUUGCUUUUCAAUUUUAUUUUGUUAACUUAGAAAGUCAAUACAUUGUCAAGUUGCAUCUGUACAAAAGUAUCAACUCCUUGUGCUUUUAACACAUUAUGCAAAAUGUAUAAGCCAGGAGGAGCAAUAUUUGCAAAACUAAACGUUCUUAGUUUUCACCAACUCGUAGUUAAAAACCAACAACAAAGAACUAAUUAUACAGUAGCAGCAUGUCUAUAACAUCAGAAAGUGCAGAAAGUCCAAUACUGACUUGAAAAGCUUAACCAUUAAUUUUGACAGGCAAUAAACAUCAUGAGAACUAUAGCUGUUCGAAACGUGAGCUGAACUGGCUUUGAAAUAUGUUCUGUGCUAGAAAGGUUUUGUGAGUAACUGGGUUUUGUUGCCUUUAUUAAAUUGAUAACAUAUGAAUUGAAACGCGCGGUUAGAAAACCACGCCGUACUUUGUGCAACAUUUUAGUUGAGUUCCUUACCUGAAAUUGGCUCAGUUUGUCCUUACCCUGGGACUUUCUUUUGGUCCUCCUAUUGAGCUAUGUUUUGGGGUUUGUAUUCAUACAACAAAUCUUUUGACACUUUACAGUUUCUUUUCUUAAUUUAUUUGCAGACUUUGGAGAGAUUUUUAUAUAUUUUACUUUCUUCUGGAGCUUCCUUGAGAGCUUUUUAGCACCUGCACUGAGAAGUAGGUAACUGUAACAUGAAAGUAAACAAGAACUUUACACGUAUAUUCCUCAAAUCACUACAGUGAAGAAUGGAAUAGAACUUCAUUCAAGAACAAGAAAUGACCAAAUGGACAUAUUUCAAACACAAACUUCAGCUCAGUUAAUUUUGGCUGGAGCUGCUUCUUUGGUAAGAAAGGGCUCAAAAAUCACAAAGGUGUUGCUUAUAGUUACGUUGUGGUAUGUAAUAAUUCCAGCACCUUUGGAGAAAAUAAAAUCGUAUUUUGAGCUUGGGCAAUAACAAAUUGUCUGUACUCGUUUUCAUAGUUUACCGGCUAAAGCUCUAAAGCUUUCAGUGAGAAGUGAAGUGUGGUUUUUAGUUUUUCUGUAUGGAUAGAAACACAAACAAAACAACAACAAAAAGCAUUAAAGGUUGGCAUACGCUGAACCGCACUGUGGUAUGAAGCGCAUUGCAUAUCCAUAGCACUGAAGUAUCAGUUUUCCAUUCCUGGGCUGAAAUUUGUUUCUACUUUUUGCUUCAAGUGGUUGUAUUGUUCUGAUUUCACGUACACCAGAGUAACUGAUUUUGUUUUCUUGUGGAGUUACUUAACACCAAAUAAAAAUAUAAAAGGACAA
This is a messenger RNA of Gallus gallus (chicken), 22233 nucleotides long. RefSeq names its product KIAA0232. Bases 15577 to 19779 code for a protein of 1400 amino acids. The transcript is spliced from 9 exons. The record is from RefSeq and is a predicted model, not a curated record. NCBI's taxonomy places the organism in Eukaryota, Metazoa, Chordata, Aves, Galliformes, Phasianidae.